This is a messenger RNA of Harmonia axyridis, 1437 nucleotides long. Its product is annotated as protein dj-1beta-like. Gene Ontology annotation, molecular function: protein deglycase activity. The record is from RefSeq and is a predicted model, not a curated record. The coding region runs from base 680 to 1246 and encodes 188 amino acids. NCBI's taxonomy places the organism in Eukaryota, Metazoa, Arthropoda, Insecta, Coleoptera, Coccinellidae. Gene Ontology annotation, cellular component: nucleus; cytosol. The transcript has 4 exons. Gene Ontology annotation, biological process: guanine deglycation, glyoxal removal; protein deglycation, glyoxal removal.
UGGUAGACUAAAAACGAAUUAAGGUAAUAUAAUAAAUAAUUUAAUUUCAAUUAAGCUAAUAGCUUACCUAUAACUAGAGCUGAUAACUAUUUCUAUAAAGCCACUUAUGUUCAUUCAAAUUAUCUUAGAAGUGUCCAUGAUUUUCCACAAUGAAGUUUGCAGUUAUAAAAAUAAACUUCGAUAAUGAUUGCGAGACUUGUAGUAAAAAUUUUCCAAGUCAACUAGUCGAUUUGUUUGAAUUGGUUUUGAUAUAUUUUCUACACCAACUGUAUCUAUUAUGAAAAAUCAAUUCCUCAAUAAUGGUCCCAGCUAAAAUUGCUAACGCUAUUUGUUCUUUCAUUUUCGAUUUUGAACUUUUACCAAAUGAAUUAUUUUAUUUAUCAGAAUACAAAAUAAAGGUGACAAAAUAUAAAUAUGUCAAAUUUAAAGAUCUGUCACUUUACUGACUUUCGUUAAAAGCACCUUGCACUUUUAACCACGUCCACGAUAGAGGAUCCUUUAAUAAAAGAUCGCUUAUUUGUGCGUUCCAAUAACUCUCGAAUAAUAAAGCUCAACUGCCAAAGUCUAACCUCAACAAAUCAACCGUUCCCGUUCUAUGUAUUCUAUGAAAGGUCAAAUUAAAUUUGAUUUCAAUUUUUAGAGGUCGAUCAAGAAAAUAUAUUUCUGUUGUACUAGGAAAAUGUCGAAAAAAGCAUGCGUUUUCUUAGCACCAGGAGCUGAAGAAAUGGAAUUUGUUAUUUCUGUUGAUGUUCUUAGAAGAGGUGAUGUGAAUGUUACUGUUGCUGGCUUACCCUCUAAUGCUACUGUGAAAUGCAGUAGGCAAGUGAAUAUUGUACCUGAUUGUAGUUUAGCAGAGGCUGCUUUAAAAGGUCCAUAUGAUCUGUUAGUAUUACCAGGAGGCUUAGGGGGAGCUCAGGCUUUAGCUAAAUCUGAUGAAGUUGGUAAAUUGUUGAAGGAGCAAGAGUCUUCUGGUAGACUUAUUGCAGCAAUUUGUGCAGCCCCAACUGCAUUGAAAGCUCAUGAAAUAGGUAUUGGAAAAAGCAUAACCUCAUAUCCUUCAGUAGAACUCCAACUCACAGAAGGUGGUAAAUACUCUUAUAAACAAGACAAAGUAGUUGUAGAUGGAAACAUUAUCACAAGCCGUGGACCUGGUACGGCAUUUGAAUUUGCUCUUAAACUUGUCGAUUUAUUGAAUGGAAAAGAGAAAGCCAUAGAAGUAGCCAAGGCAAUGCUUUUAACAUAUUGAAAAUAUAAAAAUUUGAUUUUUUUGGUCAUUCAAUACACGGAUGUAUGUUGAUACAUGAUAAAUUUUAAUUUUGCAUGUAGUUCUUCAAAUUUGAAAACGAUUAUUUCUUAUCGAAAUAUAACUUAGGAUAUUUCUAAGCUAAGGUUAAGAUUGUUCACUUAGCAGGAAAUAAAACUCAUUUUGAUAACUAA